Molecule: messenger RNA, 2654 nt
Organism: Benincasa hispida (wax gourd)
Lineage: Eukaryota; Viridiplantae; Streptophyta; Magnoliopsida; Cucurbitales; Cucurbitaceae
Source: RefSeq, a predicted model, not a curated record
UUUGCAGGAGCCGCUCAAGUUUGUUCUGCAGUCAUCCACUAACGGAACCCUAGACUUCGAUUUGGGUCUCUGCAAUGCCUUCUGCUCUGCUCUCCUUAAAGACGACCCUUCCACUUCCAAUCCCUUACCAGACUCCGGAGCAGGUAAAAAUGGAAAACUCCCUGUUUAUUUUGUGUAUUCUCUGUUUAUUUAAGUUUUCCCUCCAAGUGCUGUUUGCAAAAUUUCUAGGGUUGUAGGAAGAAAGAUCGUUGAGAAGUUUUCUAUAACUGGAUGUCAGGGCUCAGUCGCUGCAUUAUAUGCUUAGGACCCAUCCCACCCACAAAGGUGUUCCUCCAUAUCCUUUAUACAAACGUUUAACAUUAGCUUUGUGGGAAUCCCUCUGUUCUGGCACUUUCUGUCCAAUGUAUAAGAGAAUGUCAAUUAAGAAUGGAGAAAGUUCUUUAAAGCAGAAAGAGGAAAUAUGGUUGAAGCUGAUUAUGGAUAAGGGGUCUGAAAUGGUACAGGUAAGUGAUAGAUGUAAUUUUCCUUUUAUAGCAACUGAUAAGAUCAACUUUAUCCUUCAUUUAAAGACUCUUUUAUUUCAGCAGGUGCUUAAAUCUCUUAACCUUGAACUUGAUGUUGAUGAACCUUUCUUUACGCAGCUAAAUGAUGGCCAAAAAUCAAUUGAAGUAAAGUAUGCUUUGGGCAAAUACGAUAGACUUGAACCAGGAAUGCUGAUUAUCUUCAAUAAAUGUCUUGUAUUUGAAAUCUCGGAUAUCCGCUGGUAUGUGUCAGUUUCUGAUAUGUUGGAGUCUGAAAACCUUCAAAGCAUCCUGCCUGGAGUUGAAAGCAUUGACGAAGGUUUGCAAAUAUUGAAAUCUUUGAACAGAGAAGAGGAAGAAAUGGCUGACAGUGUUAUUGCUAUAUGUAUUUCAAGUGUACCAUUUCAGCCUUACGUUUCUUUAGCUGCAAUAAUCUCAGGGCUGAGUUAUGAAGGUCUUCAAGGUCUUCUCGGCUUGACACAUACUGCAGGAACGGUUCCUGAUGUUCUUCCCCCACCAAGAUCAGUUCUUUUAUCUUCAUUUGUGCUUCCAUAUAAACUCAAGGGUAAAGGCAUAAAGUUAACUCAUGGAGCUAAGGCAUUGGCAAAGCAUCAUCAUAGACCUAGCAGCAAAUAUUGGGGUACUUUUGAUGGAAAUGAAUCUGAUAAGAACAGGCUUGCCAUGAAUACGAUUGUUCACUUGAUAGCUCAUUGUUGCUGGAUGAAUAUUCAUAUUGUUGCACCACAUGGGAUAGUUUUUGAGAUAAGAAUAGCAGAAGGGUAUGGUGCCAGGUGGUCAAAAGAUGGAAACAAGUUCAUUGGAUUUCUGGAGCCAUACAUGGAAGAUGGCCAUUUGAAAGGAUGGAAGCACUAAUCUUUUCUUCAGAUGAUUCUCUAGGAAAAGGAGAUUCUUAUUAGGAAGCAGAUCAAAUACAAGGUUAAAGUAGAAUCUUUAUGUCACAUGAUGAGAUUUGUAAGCACAGUAUAUAUUCAAUAAUUCAUAUCUUGAACUAAUUAUUGUGUCAGCUCAACUAUAUUAACACCAUUGUCAUCCUAAUAUGCAUUACAUUCUCAUACUUCAUUGCACAUAUGUAUCUUGAGUUUCUGGAAGCUGUUUUCGAUUUCAUACAAUACGACUGUUUCAGCAUGGUAACAAUCUGCUGAUCUUAACUUCAUUUAAAGAGUAUAUGGUGGUUUUUUCCUGGAGUUCUUUCCAUUACAAUAACUUUUACUUCUCAAAUUUUCCAAUGGGUUAGAUACAUCUCUUUCAUAUUGCUGUUUCGAUGUUAUUAUCUACUGAAAAUGUGAUUAAAGUCCUAUAUUGACUAGAUAAGGGGAAGACUAUAGGGUUUAUAAAGGAAGACAACCAUCUCCAAUGGUAUAAGGCCUUUUGGGUGAAAUCAAAAACAAAACUGGGAGGGUGUAUGUCCAAAGUGGACAAUAUCAUACCAUUGUGGAGAUAUCUAGAAGCCUGUUGUUCUAACAAAUUGGUAUUAGAGUAGAUCCCGUUGUAACCAUGUUAGUGUAAAAUCCUCAGGUGUCGAACAAAGAGGUGGAGCCUCAGAAGAUGUAGUCAUGGCAGUACUCGUUCGAGGUUGAGCCUUCAAACAACAAUUUGCUCAAGUGUAAUUCGAAUGAAUGACUACUCUGUGGUUGAGUUUGUGGUGUGCUCAAGUGUAACUUGAAGAUUAAAUGACUAUUUGAAAGAAAGCUCAAUGGUCCUUUAUUCAAGAGUAGGAUUGUUGGCAAUACAAUCAAAGUCCCACAUUGGCUAGACAAGGGGAUGAUCAUGAUAAGGGAGGACAACUAUUUCCAAUGGGUAUUUUUCUAAUCUUAGAAGAUAUAUCGAAGCUUUCAUCUACACUAGCUCCUAGUAUAGGGUGAAUGUAGAAACAUUUUCAGAACUUAUUUUUAGAGAUGUGACAGCCUUUCUUUUGAAGACUGAGUUUCAGAUCUUUGGGGAAAAGAAAAGAAACAAACUUCAAAUCUCCAGGAAAAAAGAAAACUAUAAACUAAAGGAAAAACAACAUUUCAGAAGUAUGUCCUUGUAAUGGUGCAGGCUGCAUCUUAGUCUUGUCUUUUAGCCUUGAUUAUUGAAGAGGAAUAAAAUAUGUUUAGAUACCAUUUAACCUCA